AUGGAAGAAACGUUAACUGAUAGUGGAGUUUGCUACACCUUCAACUCAAUUGCGGCGGAAAAUUUAUAUCGAUUGGAAAGUUUACAUAAAAAUUUCAAAUUCACCAACAGAUCUAAAAAAUCGAACGAUUGGUCUCGAGAAACAGGUUAUAAUAGUGAUUCCAACAUUGAUGCGUUUCCCGAACGACCAUUUGGGAAAGGUUUGGAGUAUGGACUGUCUCUGGUUCUGUACGCCAGCUUGUUUGACGAUAACUUUUUUUGUAAUGGCCCAAGAAACGGAUUCAAAAUAGUCGUCCAUGCUCCAGAUGAAACACCGACGCUUGAUCACUUUUUCUAUCGAUUGGGAUUGCACGAUAGUAUGUCGUUGACGAUAAGUCCACAAAUUUCAACUACAUCACAAUCACUACGAUCCCUGCCUUACCAAGAUCGCCAUUGCUUUUUCUCCAAUGAACGAUAUCUGCGCUUCUUUAAAGUCUAUAACCAGCGCAAUUGCAUCGACGAAUGUAUUGUAAACUUUACGCAUAAAAUGUGCGGUUGCGUUAAAUUUUCCAUGCCAAGAAGCCCGGAAAUGCGAGAAUGCGACGCGAAAUUUUCCAGCUAUUUUGAUAUAGACGUAUCCAUGCUGACGAUCAGUAUCAAGGAAAAAUGGAUUUUGCCAACGAUUCGUCAGGAGCUGGUCAGCUUCUGUGAUGCCGCGGGAAGACUAGGAGGAUUGUUCGGACUCAUGAUGGGUGCCAAUUUGAUAAGCCUCUUGGAAAUCAUUUACUACUGUUUGAUCAAACCUUUGAGGAAUGCUGGACGUGCAUUCGCUAUACGACAAGUUUCGCCUUGGCAACAGUGA
Uranotaenia lowii is the source of this 840-nucleotide messenger RNA. Its product is annotated as pickpocket protein 28-like. Lineage: Eukaryota; Metazoa; Arthropoda; Insecta; Diptera; Culicidae. The record is from RefSeq and is a predicted model, not a curated record. Bases 1 to 840 code for a protein of 279 amino acids. Gene Ontology annotation, molecular function: ligand-gated sodium channel activity. The transcript has 4 exons. Gene Ontology annotation, biological process: sodium ion transmembrane transport. Gene Ontology annotation, cellular component: membrane.